AUGCACCUACGGUUCACCCCUCGGAAGUACAUGUCAGUGAUCAGGGAUCCCAUUUUGAACUGCAGCCCAUGGAGGAAACUCUCCUUUUUUAUUUGUAUAAGGGCUGAUUCGAUUGAUGAAGGUUGUAUCCCACUGCUUCGAAGCAGGUCGAACCCCAAUCCGUACACCAAUCCCCUUGCUCCGUUUCUUUCCGAUAUGGAGGCGGCGAGGGAUUUUCUAAGGAACGGGCCAUUUUUCUGGUCCUCUUUUACGCCAAAGAGGGUCCCCAGGGCGUUGGGUCAUUUCCUUUCUGAUUCCCGGGUGGCAGAGGAUGUUGACUCGGAAUUUGAUGAUCGUAUCCUCCUCUGCCAUGUCCCUUUGAGAGGGGCGGAGGCUGAAUCGUUCAAAGGCAAAGGAGUUGACCUCAGUGGCAUAGAUUUUUCCAUCGAUGACUCCGUACUACCUGAAUGGGAUCCGAAUCUUGCUUUUGGCGACGAUAGUGGUUCCAGUGACUUGCCUCUGCCUGACUUUGAUUGGUUCUUUGCUGACCUUCCUACAGAUCUCGACCCGCCUCCACUUGGGGAAGAAUGGAGGAGACUUGAAGCAGUCGCGGAAGGAUCCCACAUGAUUAAUGGGGGGCUGAACAUACUUAGUUCGGACCUUGAAGAAGGUAACAAAGAGGCGAUGGUUUACCACUUCAAGGCGGGGAAAGAGGAGAAGGAUCUCGCUCACAUGCAGAAAGAGGUCUUGGAGCGAGAGUCAAGGCUUGCCAGGGAUCAUGCCAGGGCCAUCAGUCGAGCGGAGACAAGAGGUCGGAGAGAGGUCGUUGCUGUGAUGAGCUAGCGAGCAUCUGAGUCCAAGGCCGAGCUUGGUAAUCUCAGCGAGUUUUAUUUGUUGGUGGGCGAUUUUCGUGAGUGCCGAG
Molecule: messenger RNA, 901 nt
Organism: Eruca vesicaria subsp. sativa (arugula)
Lineage: Eukaryota; Viridiplantae; Streptophyta; Magnoliopsida; Brassicales; Brassicaceae
Source: the annotation of a GenBank genome assembly